UUUCGUAUUUUUUUUUGAAGCCCAAAGCCAGAUCAAAGCAAAAAUUAAUUUACCAUUUUGUAGGAGAUAUAUAGAUCUAGAGAAAUAUGGUUGUGUGCCGAUUCUUCCAACAAGGCUCCUGUCGCUAUGGGACAAAAUGCCACAACGAGCACUUCGAUGUCAAGCAGUAUCUUAAAGCCGACAUGGAGUCCAGCCUCAAUGGCAAGAUGUGGCCUUUCUCGGCCUAUGGGCCCUUCAAGGACAAGGCCAACUUUCCCAACUUUAUCGAGGACCAAUCCUUCGAGGAGGUCCGCUUUAUGGGCUACGAGGCCAAGCGUCAGAAUAGCUUUGAACAAUUUCAGCAGCAGUUUAAUCGCGAGGUUAUGGAGGCGACCAACAAGAUGAAGGCCAUGUUGCAGAUGUCGCCCCAUGUUUUGGACAUGAUGAUCAAGAUCCACGAGACGCCGGAGGGCGGGAGCGUGUCUGAUGCCCCGCAGCAGCCCAAUAAUCCCUUUGCUGCAGCUGCUCCGGCGGCCAACCCAUCCGCCUCCAUCUUUGGAAAGCCUGCUUUGGCUGCGGGUAAUAUUUUCGGCAAUGCUGCUAACCAAGCAAACAACACCAACAGCAUUUUCGGUGGAACCAUGGCGAAUUCAAAUCCAGGGAACAGCAUUUUUGGCGGAGGAGCAGUGGCAGGAGGAGCAACCAGUGUCUUUGGACAGCCUCAGCAGCAGCAACAGCCUGCAGCUCAAACCUUUCAAGGAGGCAACCUUUUCGCCCAGGCACAAGUCCAGGUGCAAGCUCAGCCCGGAAAUCCCAAUCCCUUCGGUGGCUUUCAACAGCAGCAACAAACUCAGGCGGCCGGAAUUUUUGGCCAAGUUUCUAAUCCCAAUGUAGGAGGAAUGUUUGGCCAGGCCGCUCAGCAGCAGCAGCAGCAACCCCCAUCCGGGUUAUUUGCGCAGGCAGCAGCAGUUGGAUUCCCAAACCAACAACAACAGUUGCAGCAGCAACAGAUGCAACAGCAACAAAUGCAGCAACAACAGCAGCAGCAACAGCAACAACAGCAGCAGAUGCAACAACAGCAACAAUUGCAAAUGCAGCAGCAACAACAGCAGCAAAUGAUGCAGCAACAACAGAUGUUGCAGCAGCAGCAAGCUCAGUCGACCAACGAAGCCCAAUCCUCGGUUUACAGUCGCAUGGAAGAUCUCAAUGAACAGGAAAUCGAAGCCUUCAAGUCAGAUCAGUUUCUGCCAGGCGCUUUGCCCUACAAACCACCGCCAAGAGAACUUUGCUAAGCCAAAAACUCGCGUAUAAUGUAAAUAUUUCCUAGAGCUAAUAUUAAAUAAGUACUUCAAUAAACUAAUGCAUCAUCAUA
Drosophila rhopaloa is the source of this 1351-nucleotide messenger RNA. Its product is annotated as alpha-protein kinase 1-like. Gene Ontology annotation, molecular function: metal ion binding. Bases 87 to 1271 code for a protein of 394 amino acids. The record is from RefSeq and is a predicted model, not a curated record. The transcript has 2 exons. Lineage: Eukaryota; Metazoa; Arthropoda; Insecta; Diptera; Drosophilidae.